AUGGUCAACCCGGCAGUCAACGAUAGUCAAACAGAAUCAUCGGAUAGGAGGCGCAAGACCGUAACCUUUGCCGAGUACCUGGCGUCGAUACGUGAUGAAUCCACUCAGAGCAUUACGACCCCCACGUCGAGCAACCGAGCACUUCUGUUGCAAACCACCCUUCCAUUUUCACAACAAACGCGCCCACAAAGUUCUCAAGCGCCCCAUAACGCUCCCACCAAAAGGAAGGCUACAAGCCCUGGAGACGAUCCCAAACAACGAAAGCUGUCUGAGUGGGCAUUUUGUCAGCCCAAGAAGACUCACAGCAUCGCCAAGGACUUAACAGCACCGUCCUCGUCCAUUACACUAUCUAAGAGUGCAAAGACAAAGAAGGAUAGAACAGAGUCAUAUAUCAUCGAUCCAGAUCAAAUGAUCAAUAAGACUAACCUGACUCGCUGUUAUCGCCUCAAAGGCCAAUAUCUUAAGGAUGUUUCGUUAGUCAGAGUCAAAUACGAAGACAGAAAGCUAUCCAAGGACACGGUGAUACAAGGAGCUAAAACAAAUCUCUAUCGGGAGAGGGAUGCCGAAUUUCAAGCUUGGAAAAUGCAUGGAGGGCGAAAGCAAUUCGUCCAAUAUUUGUUGGAUGCAUACCUCAAGUGGGAAACCAGAAAUUCCAUACGCAAGACUACCUUUCUGAUUCCCGAAUCAUACUCGUCCGCCUUCCUACGUUUGUGGAAAAGGCAAAAGCCUUGCCCCAAGCAAGAUCCUUACAUAUCUUUUGUUAAGGCUCAUGUCGAGUCAACUUCAGAUGCCAAUUCCCAGAGUUCUACUUCUAGCAUCAACAACCCCGAACCGUCGAAGCCACCAAAGCCUCGGAAGACCCCAUGGCCAACCGUAACGAAAAGUUUGGCCUCAGAAAAUGCCACAUAA
Psilocybe cubensis is the source of this 909-nucleotide messenger RNA. RefSeq lists its product as uncharacterized. Bases 1 to 909 code for a protein of 302 amino acids. The record is from RefSeq and is a predicted model, not a curated record. The transcript has 6 exons. Lineage: Eukaryota; Fungi; Basidiomycota; Agaricomycetes; Agaricales; Agrocybaceae.